CAUCAUCGGCUUCAAUCCUUCUCUCCUCUUCGCUCUUACUUUCCGAUCUUCCUCUCUAUUUCCUCUGCUCAUUAAGUUUGCAAAUAGGAAGCAAGCUUGCCGGAACAGGCCUAGUAGUCAUUGGCUUCACCAUCUAAGUUGGAAUCAAGAUGUCUUCGCCAAGUAAGAGGAGAGAUAUGGAUGUAAUGAAGUUGAUAAUGAGUGAUUACUCAGUAGAGACCAUCAACGAUGGUCUUGCUGAAUUUAAUGUGGAAUUUCAUGGCCCCAAAGAAAGUCCUUAUGAAGGUGGCGUGUGGAAAGUCCGUGUUGAGCUACCAGAUGCUUAUCCAUACAAGUCUCCUUCAAUUGGCUUCCUGAACAAAAUAUUCCAUCCCAACGUUGAUGAAUUCAGGUCUGGCUCGAUAUGUUUGGACGUAAUCAACCAGUCUUGGAGUCCAAUGUUCGAUUUGCUGAAUAUCUUUGAAGUCUUUCUUCCCCAGCUGUUGCUGUAUCCAAACCCUUUAGAUCCAUUAAAUGGCGAUGCCGCUUCCCUGUUGCUGAAGGACAAAAUUCAAUAUGAAAAGAAAGUAAAAGAGUACUGUGAGCGGUAUGCAAAGAGCAAAAUGGAAAAUAUUUCAGAUGGAAGCGACGAAGACAUCAGCGAGGAUGAGUGCAACACAGGAUCAGACACCGAUGGCAUUGCCGGAGAUGCAGAUCCCUGAAGCAAAACUCUUUGGACUUGAAAUGGAUCAGCUAGUGAUGAU
Molecule: messenger RNA, 743 nt
Organism: Zingiber officinale
Lineage: Eukaryota; Viridiplantae; Streptophyta; Magnoliopsida; Zingiberales; Zingiberaceae
Product: ubiquitin-conjugating enzyme E2 5-like
Exons: 7
Coding region: 150-701 (183 amino acids)
Biological process (GO): protein polyubiquitination; ubiquitin-dependent protein catabolic process
Cellular component (GO): nucleus
Molecular function (GO): ubiquitin conjugating enzyme activity
Source: RefSeq, a predicted model, not a curated record